Messenger RNA from Cuscuta epithymum, 6808 nucleotides. The record is from the annotation of a GenBank genome assembly. NCBI's taxonomy places the organism in Eukaryota, Viridiplantae, Streptophyta, Magnoliopsida, Solanales, Convolvulaceae.
AUGAGUUCUACACGUUUAAAAGUGUAUUAUAUUGUUAUAAAGUGGUGAUAAUUAACUUAGAAGAGUUGGUGAAUCGAUAGGAGUCGAAAUCGUCGGAAACCGCCACUUUAAGGGAGCUGUUCGUAGCUGCAGACCACGAAAGCCGCCCACCUUUCACGAAAGCCGCCCGGCUUUCAUCUGCUGCCCAGAUUUUUCAUCUCCAAUUGGUUUAGAACGGGGAUUAAUCGGAGGGCUUGACAAAGGCAACUAUUUCAGCACAUCAUAAGAAUUUGUUAUGCUUUUCGGAGUAGCGUUCACGUGAGCUUUUUUGGGAGUUCACUGGAGGUUUGUGAUAAUGCCCAGAGGCGGCUUUUGGGGGAGUUGGGACAGAGCUUCAAAAAAAUUAAAAAAACCUAUUAGUAUUACCUAUUAUUUACUACUAAUAAUAAGAAUUAAUUAAUUAUCUGGGUUGUGGAGUCUGAAGGUCUGAUUUAGGGGCAUACGGCUCCGACAAGUGAACGACCAAUUCCAUCCGCCGAACUGCCGAUUUGCCUAAGACUUGAAGAAAUCCGAUUUUCCGAACGAGUGUCGACUGAUUCCUGCGUCGUGCCAUCCUGGUGGGCUGCCGCCUGCUUUUCCAGAAAUCCAAUUGGUGACUUCUGUGAGUUUUCACUCCGAUUUCUCUAAUUCCUGUCCUAAAUAAUGAAAUAGGUACUCCAAACUCCAAAGAUCGUAAGGCUCUGUUUGCAACCACUUGUGCUUAAAUAAAAACACUUUUGUGGAAAAAGUUAUUAGUAGUAAAAGUUUGGUAGUGUUUGGUAAAAUAAGUGCUUUUUGUGUAAUAGAAAAAGUAAAAAGUAGAUUAUACACGAAAACCGAGGAAGUAAAAGUUGAUUGUGUUUGGAAAAAUAAGUGCUUUUUUCUUAAAAAAAAAAACUAAAAUCACUUUUUUUUAAUUGUUGAGCGAACACGUGGACAAACAAAAAAAGGCAUUUUUUAGAUGGCACAACCGAAUAAUGAAAUAUGAUAAAGCCUAGUAAAUACUACCAUCCGUUCUCUUUUAAAUUCAACAUUGUAUGUUUUCCACUAUUCACAUGUUCUACUUUGACUCUGUUUGAUUUAUUAUGUAUUAUAAAUCAAAUUUUUAAAAAUAUUUUAAAAUUCUUCUCAUUUUAAAUUUUCAAAAUCUGAAUUUCUUAAUUUUUUUUACUAAUAAGGAAUGAAAGAUAUUAAUAGUCAAACACGUACUAAUAACUAAUAAGGUAUGAAAGAUAUUAUUGGUCAAACUUGUGCGUUAACAAACCUAAAAAGUGUGGUGCAAUUAAAAAGUGGACAAACAGAAAAGGCAAAUUUUUAACUUUUUGAGGUUAGAUCUCGGUUACCAGUUACUAACUUGCUAUUGUUAUUCUGUUAGUGUAUUACUACGGAUUAGAUAUAUAGAUGAAUAAGAUCAUAACUGGUUAACUGAUAAAUUCAUUACACACAGAAAUGAUUAAUUUGAUGGUAUUGGUAGUACGUAGUAGGGUUUGUAAACAAACUGAAUCGAGUCGGAUAGUGAGAAUUUUUAUUUGUUUUUGUUUAAUUUUUUCCGAAUACGAAUUGAAAUUCGAAUAUGAAACGAAUAUUAAUUUCGAUUUGUAUUUGUAUUUAUAUUUGUUUAACAAUACGAAUAGUUAGCAGAUCAUAUACGAAUAUCGAAUCGAUUUGAGCAUAAGAAAAUACGUAGUAUUAGUCAAAUAUCAUUUUAAAAUAAUGUUUCCUACUUUGUAUAUUUUUUAUGUUAAAAAUGCAUGCUAUGAUUUAAUAUGUAUUUUUAGAAUUUGAUUUGUAACAUUACAUUUUCUUAAAAAUUAAUGGAUCAAUGCAUUUUUAGAUUGUGUACAAUAUAAUAAGGGAAAAAUAAUUAAAAUACAUCAAACUUUGAAGGGGUGUGAGAUGAAUAUUCCAAAUUUGCAUAUGUAUUUUAAAUGUCUCAGAUAUAAAAAGUUAUUUUGGCACCGAAGUCAAGUAUUAUUUCUUUCAAAAUGUUUUAGAAUUCAUGGAGACACAAUUAACAUUAUAAACUUCCAUUGAAAAAUAAAUAAUGCUAUCCCAAUCUAUAUAAUUGCAACACUUUUAAUUUGUUAUUUUAAAUUAUGAAAUUAAAUGAUUAACCCCAUAAAUUUACAUUUUUGAAAGAAAUAAUACAUAACAAUGGUGCGAAAAUAAAUUUUUAUAUAAAGUCUAGGGUAUUUAAAUUACAUGCAUAAGUUUGGUGUGUUUACUUCACACCACAUCAAAUUUUGUAGUAUUUUGAUUAUUUUUUCCAUAUAAUAAAGUGAAUCAGUUUUUUGAUUUUCUAAAUGUACAUCUAUUUCAAAAUUUUGAAAUAAAUACUAAGACACACAUAUUAGAAAUUAUACUUAUAAUGUGAGAAAUAAGUUUAUAAUUGUAUAUACCAAAAUCAACAUGACUCUAAUUUUAUGUUAGAUGUUUAACAUAGUUGCUAAUAAAAAAACCAUUAGAUAUACGAAGUAUAAUUAAAUCUACACACAUAGUGGAUAAAUUGAUUUUGUAUGAGUAUAAACGGAUAUAUUUGAUUAUUACUUGAAUUUAAUACAAAAUUAUUGUAUUCGUAUUUAAAUGAUAUUUGAACCAAAAAGCUAAUUUCUAUUUGUAUUUAUAUUAUUUAUUUUCAAAUUUAAAUCAUAAUUUUUGAAUCCAAAUCACGAAUCGAAUUAAAAAUAUUUGCUUCAUUAACAACCCUUAAUUCGUAUGAUUUAUUACAAAUAGGCUUGGAGUUUGUAUACGUAAAUGUAUAUAUGGACUACACUUUGCGGGUAUAGCUAUCUUUUAAUAAUUAUUAUAAUUAUAAUGUUAUCACUAUUAUUAUUAUUAUUAUUAAUAUUAUUAUUAUUAAUUAUUAAUAUUAUCACUAUUAUUUACGGAGUAUCAAAUAUCAUUCGAAAUUGAUAUUCUUAUUUGUAUUUGAUAACAAUUCAAAUCAAAUUUAAUAUUUUUAUUUGAAUUUGAAUUUUUCGAAUUCAAAUAGCCUUAUACGAAUUCGAAUCGCGAAUCGAACAUAAAUUAUUUGAUUCAUUUACAACCAUAAUUGAAAGAACCAUAAUUGAAAGUAGUAAAUUAGUUAUUUUGUUUAAUUUAUCAUUCAAUUUAGAAGAAUAGAAGUUUGUUUAAUUAGGCAACUUGUACUUUUAAGAAUAAGUGGUUUUGAUUUACUCUUUAGUAUAAGUGUGAUGUGUGUUUUGAAAAGGUUUAUAUUAUUUCAUUUUAAAACUUAUCCUUUUGAAUACUAAAAAAUUAUAUGUUUUUGUUUCAUUUUUAUGUUUUUACUUCAAUUUAUCCAUUUUCCAUAUAAUUUUUGUGUCGUUUUUUUUUGUUUUGUUUUUGUAUAUAUGGCCACCGAAAUCGAAAUGCUGAAAACGCCCCUGCUGCCCCACAGAACGACUUGCUUCUUUCCGACGCAAUUUCCAGACAGAGGUGGCGGAUUUGGUGCGUCAUCUUCGUCAAAGUUCCUUUUAGAUCACGAGAAGACCGGAGGGGGUCAAAAUGGGGGAAAGUCUGGAAAGGAGGACAGCGAUGAAGUUUCAUACGCUUCCUCUCGUUUUGAUGCAUCUGAAAGCGUCACUGGAGGAGACAAAAUUCACGGGAAGCAAUUGACCGCUUUUGUCAACUGGCUGACUGAGAAAAAGGUUAAAGACAAAUCAUCGCACCAUCAGAUUCCUCGAGCCGAAUUCGAAGUAGGAUUCGAAGAUGGUGGUGUGAAGGAUGAGGGCGGUGGUAAAUACCACCUCUUGCUUCCAACUCCGCCGGGGGCGGUGCCAAAAGUUGCUUCCUCUGACCACCGCCCAUCACGUGAUCACAAACCAUCAGUAAUUAGGCCGAAGGAUCACAAUGCGCCGUCGUUUCGGCGUCCACCCAGUGGGUUGGCAAAGCAAGCCCCAUUGCAGCGGUCACCAGUUACCUACAGCAACCACUUUAGUUGUCUGGGGAAGGAGAAGGGACUUGAUGUUGAAAGGAAAGCAUCCUUGCAGCGGCUUUCAAGUGCGGGCAGCACUACCGAUUCUUCGAGUUGGUUUUCAUGGUCAACAUCGGAUGGGAACCGGCCGAAUACCAGAUUCAAUGAUUCACACACGUCGACCACCUCGGGCCCAAAUGAGAAUGAAGUGGUUCCCAGGUGGAAGGAGAGCUAUUACUUGCAGCUCACGGUUGCCAGAAGCAUUGUUGAGCAAGCAACUAUUGCUAUUGAUGAGCCUCUGCAAGAAUGCAUGAGCGUUGAGGGUCUACCAGUAUCUUCUGACCCUCAGACCGUGUCCUUCCGCCUCUGGUGUUUGUGAAUUGUUCUUUGCACACCUCAAUCAUUCAGUGUCACAUUCAAAUUCCAGUCUAAUAUUUCAGGUAAGUGGGUGCUUGUCAUAUUUUGAUAAGAUAACAGAUGGAUUUUAUAACAUCUUGGGAAUGAAUCCAUAUUUGUGGGUGAUGUGCAAUAACAUGGAGGAAGGUAGUAGAUUACCAUCUCUGGUGGUACUUAAAGGUACUGAACACAGUGAUACAUCGAUGGAAGUGGUCCUCAUUGAUCAGUGUGGGGAUGCUAAGCUCAAGGAACUAGAAGAUAAAGCUCAAGAAAUAUUUUUUGCUGCAGAGAAUACACUUGUUUUAGCAGAAAAACUUGGAAAACUUGUUGCUGUCCAUAUGGGGGGAUCUUUUCCCAUGGAGCGAGGUGAUCUUUACCAGCGCUGGGAAAUUCUCAGCAAUAGACUUAAGGAUAUUCAUAGUUGCAUCGUUCUCCCAAUUGGUAAUUUAUCUGCAGGGCUUUGCAGGCAUAGGGCUGUUUUGUUCAAGAAAUUGGCGGACUAUGUGGGCUUGCCUUGCAGAAUAGCCAGAGGUUGCAAGUAUUGUGUUGAAGAUCACCGGUCUUCAUGUCUCAUAAAGAUUGUGGAUGACAGAAAAAAUGCUAGGGAAUUUGUAGUUGAUCUAGUAGGGGAACCUGGAAAUGUGCAUGGCCCAGAUUCAUCUAUUAAUGCAACUGAUCUUUGCUCUGUGCUUUCCCCCUUUCAAGUUGCUCAUCCUAAGGAAUUCCAGCUACCUAACAUGGAAGAAAAAGAAAAUCUACCAAUGCAUGAUAUUGUCCUUAUGGACAAGCCCAAAUGUUUCUGGUGCAGUCCAAAUCAGUUUUCUGAAAUCAAAUCACCUGAGAAACUUACCACUACAGCUGGUGUAAUUACAAGAGAUGAAUAUGAUGAACCCAGAGAUCAAAGUAAAAUAGUUCUAUUCCAGAAUAGCACACAAGAGAUUGUUCAGCCUAGACCACCUCCAUUUGCUGGUGGGCAUCCCAGCAUAAGUAAAUAUGUGGAGAGUGAGGUUACGCUUGAGAAUCUGAAGCAUUCGGAAGCAACCCUUCCAAAAUACCUGAAUCUUGAACCAUCUCUUGCAAUGGAUUGGCUCGAGAUCUCAUGGGAUGAGUUACAUAUCAAGGAGCGUGUUGGGGCUGGUUCUUUUGGAACUGUACAUCGAGCUGAAUGGAAUGGAUCUGAUGUUGCAGUCAAGGUGCUAUCUGUCCAAGAUUUUGAAGAUGACCAAUUAAGGGAGUUUCUAAGGGAGGUUGCAAUAAUGAAGCGUAUCCGCCAUCCAAAUGUGGUUCUCUUCAUGGGUGCAGUCACUAAACGUCCACAUCUAUCCAUAGUGACUGAAUAUCUACCUAGGGGAAGUCUAUACCGCUUAAUUCACCGACCAGCUAAUGGGGAAAUGAUGGAUCAAAGGAGGCGCUUACGAAUGGCUUUGGAUGUGGCCAAGGGUAUCAACUAUCUUCAUUGCCUUAGCCCCCCUGUGGUUCACUGGGAUCUUAAAUCUCCUAAUCUCUUGGUUGACAAGAAUCGGACUGUGAAGGUGUGUGAUUUUGGUCUGUCAAGGUUUAAACCUAAUACAUUCAUAUCUUCCAAAUCAGUUGCAGGAACUCCUGAGUGGAUGGCCCCUGAAUUUCUUCGUGGAGAACCAUCAAAUGAGAAGUCAGAUGUGUACAGUUUUGGUGUCAUUUUGUGGGAGCUUAUUACCCUUGAACAGCCUUGGUCUGGACUCUGCCCUGCUCAGGUGGUUGGAGCUGUUGCUUUCCAAAACAGAAGGCUUUCUAUGCCAGAGAACAUUUCUCCAACAAUGGCAUCUCUCAUUGAAGCUUGCUGGGAUGAUGACCCCGCCAAACGGCCGCCCUUUGGUAGUAUCGUGGAAACACUGAAGAAGCAGCUGAAGUCUCCCCUUAAUUUGAUUCAGAUGGGAGGGAACACUAAAGAAGCAGCUGAAGUCUUCCCUUAUUUUGAUUCAGAUGGGAGGGAAGUAAAGGUUCCCAGCUGUUGAUGCAGCUUUUGAAGAAUUUCAACUAUGAUAUUUAUAGAGAGAAGUGUGCAAAACACCGGAGAAGGAACACCAUGAAAUCAUAAAGUAAUAAUAUUUGUAAUACGUGACAUAAGGUGUCAGUGUGUCACUAUACAUCUGCAAGGAAAGUCAAGCAUGAGAGAAUCUUUUGAAUUAUUACAUGUACUAUUUUUGUACUACCUCCGUCCCUUAAAACUUUGCCAAAUUUGACCGGCACGAGAAUUAAUAAAGUAAAAACUGUGUGGUUGAGGUUUGUGCAGAGGAGAGAGAAUUCACUGGAACCACAAAUUCUUUACUUAAAAGGGAAAGUGGCAAAGUUAUUGGGACAACCAAAAAAGGAAAGUUGGCAAAGUUUUAAGGGACGGAGGGAGUAUUUCGUAUUAUUCACCUUCCUUAUUAUGGCCUUUUCCUUAUUUGAAGCUUUGUACUGUUGUAGUAUAAAUAAUGCUCGAUCGUUGGCAGUAGC